Molecule: messenger RNA, 2014 nt
Organism: Haplochromis burtoni (Burton's mouthbrooder)
Lineage: Eukaryota; Metazoa; Chordata; Actinopteri; Cichliformes; Cichlidae
Exons: 5
Coding region: 80-1105 (341 amino acids)
Biological process (GO): response to bacterium
Source: RefSeq, a predicted model, not a curated record
AAUCACGAUCAGUCUUCGUCUCCUAUAAGAGUUGGGUGCGUCCGUAAAGGCACACGAUACAUACUGCAGAGCUUCAGAGAUGAUGCCUCUUUGUGUUUUUCUUGCAAUUCUCUAUAAAAUCUGUCAGGUGCUAGCUGCUCACAAGACCUCAAGUGUAAUUCAGGAGAGUGGAAUCAAGAUUGCUAAAGUCGGGGAGAAUGUAACAAUAACAUGCAUUUGUCAAGAUGAUGCUGUAACUUUCCUUUCUUGGUACCAGCAAAGCCUGGGUGGCAAACCUAACAUCAUAUCAACUCGGAUGAAGCACAGCCCAGAAGCUGAUAUCUAUGCACAGUAUAAAGACAGGUUUAAAGUCCUUGUAGAAGGUCCAAAAGAAUAUCUCAAAAUCACAAACCUCAGCCUGUCAGAUUCAGGGACGUAUUACUGUGGGGUUUUAGUCUUUAACGCUAUUGAAUUUGGACAAGGAGUUUUCCUUCAUGUCAAAUCACCAGCGACCAGCAUUGGAUCUGCAAUAGACCAGCCAACGUUGAAGCCGCUUCGCUUGGGGGACUCUUUGAACUUGACCUGCACAGUGGAAGCUGAACCAUGUGCAGGAGAGCUGAACCUUUACUGGUUCAGGCAUGGAGCGUCUCAGUCUACAGUCAUGUAUCCCAGCGAGGGACACGUGUGUGCAGACAUCUCACAGGAAACACCUCACAGGAGAAAUUGCACUUUAAAUCUUGCAAUAAAGUCAGUGAGCUCUGCUGAUGCUGGGAUCUACUACUGUGCUUUGGCCUCCUGUGGAGAGAUUAUUUUUGGAAAUGGAACAAAGGUUGAGAUUGCAGGUUUCCCUGUCUUGGUUUAUGUCCUGAGCGCGGCAUUAGGAGGUUCCAUUAUUUUGCUCUUUGUCUUGGCUUUCAUCAUGUACAAGCUUAGGAAAAACAUGUGCUCUGUCUGCAAAGGAGCUGUUCCUCAUCAAACCUGUACAGUCUCAGAUGCAGUGAGCCAAGAUGCAGACAGCCUCCACUAUGCAGCUCUGAGUCUGAAGAGGAGCAGUAAACAACAUCGUCAAGAAGAAAACUUGGAUAAUAUUUGUGUGUACUCUAGAGUAAAGAGCAGAAAAGUGUGAAUGGAUGCAAAGAUACACACUGCCAAAUGUAAAAUCAUGUAAAAUAAAAUAUAUUUUGUAUGUACCAGCUGGAUGACUAAUAACUUUUGUGAGCUCAGCAAAAUCACAUAGCUCAGCAUUGUUAUACAUAGACUAUCAAACUGAACCCAAAUGUAGUGUAGAGAAGCAUAAAACCCCCCACGAUCUAUUAAUACCUUCGUAAAUGCAGGUCACAGCUACAGUAAGUUCUCACUGUUUACCUUUCACUUCUGUGGUCAAGGUGAUCUGAGCGACAGAGUAUAAGUUUCCACUGGUGGAAACAUAAGUCCUACGAGAGCUUAAACACAGGAAGACCUGGCUGUUGCCCCCUGGCCACAUAACCUCUCAUGUUUGCAAGCCCACUCUCACAAGACCUGCUGUGUACGUGAAAAACUAAAAGCAAUCGGCAAUAAACUACGAUUAUGAAAAAAAGAUUGAAGGAGAAGGAUUUCUUUUACAUACCUUCAGCUUCAACUGUGUGAAUGCAUUUCUUGCUCCACAGGAAGCUGCUCCUUUGUAAAAACAGCAGUCAUCCAUAACCGCUGAACAGUUUCAGUUCCCUAAAAGUACAGAAGCUUGACCCAAAGCUUCACUUUUUAGGAAAGUCAUUAUAGUUUAAAGUUAUCUGCUGCUUAGUUGUUUUUGUAAAAUAUUAAAAAAUAAAACCCAGAGCCAGAGUUGUGGCCCUGCAUUAUUUGCAAUGAACUGAGCAUCCAUUCAUUAAAACAAAACAAAAACAUGUUUUAUGUUUCUAACAUUUCAAACUAAAUGGUGGGUAACAGUAGCAUCUCGACCCAGUACAACGGUUUGCUCUCAGACUGCAGGCUUACUUUUUCAAAUCAGUUCAGUUUUAUUUAUAUAGUGCCAAAUCACAACAACAGCCACAUCAAG